CCGGGGCUUCAGGUGAAGUCUCUCAUCGCCGACAUCACACAUCCACCAUGAGGUCUCUGGUCUUCGUUCUGCUCAUCGGAGCUGCCUUUGCCACGGAGGACGACAAGAUUGUCGGAGGGUAUGAGUGCACCCCCCACAGCCAGGCCCACCAGGUGUCCCUGAACUCCGGAUACCACUUCUGCGGUGGCUCCCUGGUCAACGAGAACUGGGUUGUGUCCGCUGCUCACUGCUACAAGUCCCGCAUUGAGGUGCGUCUUGGAGAGCACAACCUCAGGGUCAACGAGGGAAGCGAGCAGUAUAUCAGCUCCUCUCGCGUCAUCCGCCAUCCCCAAUACAGCUCCUACAACAUCGACAACGACAUCAUGCUGAUCAAGCUGAGCGAGCCCGCCGUCCUCAACCAGCGCGUGGUGCCCGUGGCCCUCCCCACCUCCUGCGCCCCCGCUGGCACAAUGUGCAAGGUCACUGGCUGGGGCAACACCAUGAGCUCCUCGGCCGAUAGCAACAAGCUGCAGUGCCUGAACAUCCCCAUCCUGUCUACCAAGGACUGUAAUAACUCCUACCCCGGCAUGAUCACUGACGCCAUGUUCUGCGCUGGAUACCUGGAGGGAGGCAAGGACUCCUGCCAGGGUGACUCCGGUGGACCCGUCGUGUGCAACGGGGAGCUGCAGGGCGUCGUGUCCUGGGGCUACGGAUGUGCUGAGAGAGACCACCCCGGGGUCUACGCCAGGGUCUGCCUCUUCACCAGUUGGCUGGAGAGCACCAUGGCCAGCAACUUUUUUUAUUGGUCAACGGCAUCAGGGGUGUUUCUCAAAAAGUCAAAACAGGUCAGGGAGCUGAAUAAAAAACCUGUCAUCUGUCCAUGUGGAGCAAUGAUGAGGUCUCUGGUCUUCGCUCUGCUCCUUGGAGCUGUGUUUGCCACUGAGGAUGACAAGAUUGUUGGAGGGCGCGAGUGCGCGCCGAAUUCUCAGCCCCACCAGGUGUCUCUGAACUCCGGCUAUCACUUCUGUGGGGGCUCACUGGUCCACGAGGAUUGGGUGGUGUCUGCCGCCCACUGCUACAAGUCCAAAAUGGACAUCGUGCUCGGCGAUCACAACCGUUGGUUCAUGGACGGCAACGAACAGAUUAUUCCUGCUGCCCGCGUCAUCCCUCAUCCAAACUACGAGUCCUGGCUGGUUAACAACGACAUCAUGCUGAUCAAGUUGAGCCGACCCGCGACCAUCAACCAGCACGUGAGGCCCGUGGCUCUGCCCACGAGGUGCGCUCACGCCGGGACCACGUGCACGGUCUCUGGAUGGGGUGUGACCAUGAGCUCCUCGGCCGACAGUAACAAACUGCAGUGCCUGGAAAUCCCCGUCCUGUCUGAGGAGGACUGUGACAGCUCCUACCCCGGCAUGAUCACCGAGGCCAUGUUCUGUGCCGGAUUCCUGGAGGGAGGCAAGGACUCCUGCCAGGGCGACUCCGGCGGCCCCGUUGUGUGCGACGGGGAGCUGCAGGGUGUUGUCUCCUGGGGCUUCGGGUGUGCAGAGAAGAACCACCCGGGUGUCUACGCCAAGACAUGCAUUUUCACCGACUGGCUGCAGAGCACCAUGGCGUCCUACUGAACUGGGUCCAGUCACACUCUGCUACAAAGCACCAUCCCGUCUGAAUGAAACUCACUGCAUGUUGAAAUUUAUUUUGAAAUAAAACAAGAC
Messenger RNA from Gasterosteus aculeatus aculeatus (three-spined stickleback), 1691 nucleotides. Its product is annotated as trypsin-1. Gene Ontology annotation, molecular function: serine-type endopeptidase activity. Gene Ontology annotation, biological process: proteolysis. NCBI's taxonomy places the organism in Eukaryota, Metazoa, Chordata, Actinopteri, Perciformes, Gasterosteidae. The record is from RefSeq and is a predicted model, not a curated record.